Molecule: messenger RNA, 2096 nt
Organism: Boleophthalmus pectinirostris (great blue-spotted mudskipper)
Lineage: Eukaryota; Metazoa; Chordata; Actinopteri; Gobiiformes; Gobiidae
Product: 60S ribosomal protein L3-like
Exons: 10
Coding region: 731-2011 (426 amino acids)
Biological process (GO): ribosomal large subunit assembly; translation
Cellular component (GO): cytosolic large ribosomal subunit; ribosome
Molecular function (GO): RNA binding; structural constituent of ribosome
Source: RefSeq, a predicted model, not a curated record
GAAGAACCGACAAUGAUGGCGUUGUAGAGGUCAACAUUUUAUUUGCUAAAUGAAAAUGUUUGUCUCGUUCACUAUUUUUCACAUUAACACUUUUAAAUACACAAACAUUUUACAAUACAUUAAUCUAAGUUUGCAAUGAAAAAGGAAAACGUUGGAAUUUUAACUUAAGAUUAGAGAAUGCGCAAUGUGAAUGUGUCCUUCCAUAGAAAUACACUAGAUGGUGCCAGUGAUAUAAAUUAAAGCCUUAUGACUGGUUGGUAAUUAAAGAAAAACACGUUGUUUCUAUUAUGUUGUAAUAAUAAAGGCUAUGCCUAUAUCAGAAGCAAAACUUUUAGAUCAUCUGACUGAAAUAAAUGCUUUCACAUUUACACAAAUUAGUCCCUCACAGUAAAGUAUUUCUGUAUUACUUGUGUUAAAUGGAAUUUUGCAUUGCUCUUGGAAGUUGUCAUCUAAGUUAUUAUGGAAGAAUGCCCAUUGUUUGCAUUAGACAUUUAUAACAGAGAUCUAAAGUCCUGCAGGGUCUGCUAAUAGUGAAAUAUUGUAAUAUCUUUGUAAUUCUGCAGUAAUACGUGCUUGCUCACAUAGUAUUUUGUCUUCUUGGAAAGUCAGUGCACCUCUUCCCAUCUUCUCUUGACUACUUGGCACAGAUCACCCUAUUUGAAAGUGAAUACGGCUCCUCAGCUGGGCCAAACACUAAAUUAGAAUCUUUACUCUGUGGGCCAUCUCAUGUAUGACCAUUAACGCCAGCCCUUCUCUCUUUCUGUUUCUGCCUCCACAGUGCACAGUCAUGUCUCAUCGUAAAUUCUCAGCCCCUCGUCAUGGACAUAUGGGUUUUCUGCCCCACAAGCGUAGCAAGAAGCACAGGGGCAGGGUGCGUUCCUGGCCCAAAGAUGAUCCAAGCAAGCCUGUCCACCUAACAGCUUUUCUGGGUUAUAAAGCUGGCAUGACCCACACCCUCAGGGAAGUGCACCGCACUGGCCUCAAGCAAUCCAAGCGUGAGGAGGUAGAGGCAGUAACCAUAAUUGAUACUCCUCCAGUCAUUGUGGUGGGAGUGGUAGGAUAUGUGAGCACCGUGCGCGGCCUGCGUGCACUCAAGACCAUCUUUGCAGAACAUCUCAGUGAUGAAUGCAAGCGCAGAUUUUACAGAAACUGGUACAAGAGCAAGAAAAAGGCCUUCACAAAAUACAGUAAGAAGUGGCAGGAUGAGACAGGGAAGAAACAACUGGACAAGGAUUUUGCAGCACUGAAGAGAUACUGUUCAGUGAUAAGAGUGUUAGUGCACUCCCAGAUGCGCUUGCUACCCAUUAAGCAGAAGAAGGCCCACAUUAUGGAGGUGCAGCUUAAUGGAGGAACCAUCUCAGAUAAAGUGGACUGGGCCAAGGAGCGACUGGAGCAGGCUGUCCCAGUUUCUGCUGUCUUUAGCCAGGAUGAAAUGAUUGACGUCAUUGGUGUCACCAAGGGACAUGGCUUUAAAGGGGUAACAAGCCGAUGGCGCACAAAAAAGCUUCCCAGAAAAACUCAUAAGGGUUUGAGGAAGGUGGCUUGUAUUGGAGCUUGGCAUCCCUCUCGGGUUGGAUUCACUAUUGCUCGUGCUGGUCAGAAAGGUUAUCAUCACCGCACUGAGCUCAACAAGAAAAUUUAUCGCAUUGGUAAAGGUAUCCACAUGCAAGAUGGAAAAGUCAUAAGGAACAAUGCCUCCACUAACUAUGACACCAGCCAGAAAACUAUCACUCCCGUGGGGGGCUUCCCUCACUAUGGUGAAGUGAAUAAUGAUUUUGUCAUGGUGAAAGGAUGUGUGGUUGGAGCCAAGAAGCGUAUUCUCACAUUGAGAAAGUCUUUGCUUGUGCACACAUCUCGCAAAUCCAAAGAAGAGAUUGAGCUCAAGUUCAUUGAUACCACUUCUAAGUUUGGUCAUGGACGUUUCCAGACUGCACAGGAGAAAAGAGCUUUUAUGGGGCCUUUGAAGAAAGAUGCAUUGAAAACUGUCACAGAGCCUCAACAAGAAGCUUAAGAGCUUUUUGAUCUAAAGCACAAAGUGAUUUGUCAACACUGUUAAGUGAUUUAUGACAUUAUUUCAUUAAAAGAAAAGAACAUUA